AACACAGUGUCCCGCCUCCUGGGGAGGGUUAGAAAAAUAGUGACUUUUUUUCACAAAAGCACCAAAGCCCACCAUGUUUUUACUGUGAAGCAGGAGAUAAACUUGUUUAUCAAGUUAAACUUGCCCAGACACAAGUUAAUUCAUGAUGUCACAACUCGAUGGAAUACAGUACAUGACAUGUUGGAAAGAUACAUAGAACAGCAGCCCGCCAUCUAUUCUGCCUUACUGGACAAAGAUCUGAAGCUGUCUGUCAAGAACAUAACCAUGUUGAAUGACAGUGAACAGAAACUGGCAGAAGAACUGUUUCAGGUCCUCACACCACUGAAAACAGUGACAACCCUGAUGAGCAGUGAAACAACCCCCACUAUAUCAAUGAUCCUUCCUCUGAAAGAGAUGAUUCUCAAAUCCAUGUCACCAGGAGACCAGGACACUGCAACAGUCAAAGAAGCCAAAGCAGCCAUUACAAAUGACCUGGCAAAGAGGUACACUGACCCUAAUCUUCAUGAUUACCUCCAAAUGGCCACAGCCCUUGACCCCAGGUUUAAAUCGCUGCCUUACCUUGAUGAAGACUCUCGUGAUAAGCUCUACAGGAAUAUAAUCCGUGAAAUUCUGGAGCAUGAACAGCAGUGUCUAGUGGAGAAUCCUGUGCCCUCCAAAAAGGAAGACAAUCCAUCCUCUCCCCCUCCCAAGAAGAAGACAGCAAUGUCAGAGGUAUUUGGGGAGCUUUUCAAAACUGAGGAACAGCAGAGUAGGCCAUUUGCCCAGAUCAUUGAGGAGGAAGUCACCACAUACAAGUUAGCAGACAGUAUUCAAGUGGAUGCUGAUCCAUUCAUAUGGUGGAAAACAAAUGAAUGCAAGUUCCCCCAUGUAGCAAAAGCUGCACAACACCUCUGUGUCCCAGGAACCUCUGUUGCGAGUGAGAGAAUUUUCUCCACUGCCGGGGACAUUGUAAGUGCAAAACGCUCUCGCCUUGCUGCAGAGAAUGUUGACAGGCUUAUCUUUUUACAGAAGAACCUCAAAAUACAGGAAUAGAUAGCUGACCUAAGUGAAAUUGCACUUUACAUUCUGAAUGAAGGAUACUGUACUGGAGUGCUGUUAAGUUUUUUAAGAUGGUUUAUUUAUGUUCACUGAAGUACAAGUAUGUUUAUUUGAAAUGGUCAAUUUAUGUUUACUAACUUCACAUGUAUGUUUAUUUUCAAAAUUUAGGAAUUUGUGUGCUCCCCAGUUUGUACAUGGGCUACCAGCAGCUGUGAGAUGUCAGUGUUCAUUUUAAAAUAAAAAAUGUUUAUGUUAUACAAAACACGAGGAACCAGUGGACUUUUCUUUGCUUUUAAGUAAAAUAAAGGAGUAUUGCAAUAAUUUUUUUUAUUUUAACUUACUGUUCCUAUUGCCUAAGCAUAGAAUAACAAAAAACACUUUUAUGUGUUAAGCCAUCAGAACCGAACCGAACCGAAAACCGUGGAUAAAAACCGAGGUAUGUAUUGAACCGUGGGCUAACUGUAUUGUUGCAUCCCUAGUAUUUUCCAAUAUAUCACAACAUGGGCGUAGGUUUUUUGCUGAAACCUGUCAUGAAAGGAAGGUUACCCCGAGCCUAUAACAACAUCUACCAAAAAAAAAAAAUCCAACCCAUCUGUCAGUUUAACAUAUGGUUUAAAUAUGAACAGGCUGUACAGGUAUGUUUGCAAAUGGUCACGCAUUAUGUGCAAAUUAACAUACAGCACACUGAACCAACUAAGCCUGAGACAUAUAAAAACAUUCUCCCAUUUAUUGGACCAAAUUUGACUCAAAGCACAAAUGGUGUGCAUGCAAAAAUAAGAACAAAUAAAAAGGUACAAAUAAGCACUUAUUCAAAUGCAGAAUGGCUAUCUUAUAGCUUGAGAUUUAAGUGACUGAAAUAAGCAAUUUUUGAAUGAACGCUUAGAGAGUCAGAGUAAAUCCAACCGUGACAUACCUCUUUUUAACUCUAUAAUUAACAUAAAAGAAAAAAUACAAAUCAGAAACUACAAUUUCAACCAGCUUAAUCUACAGUGUUACAAUGGGCAGUGGUGGCUGAAGCAGUUAAG
This is a messenger RNA of Tachysurus fulvidraco (yellow catfish), 2063 nucleotides long. RefSeq names its product E3 SUMO-protein ligase ZBED1-like. The record is from RefSeq and is a predicted model, not a curated record. The coding region runs from base 178 to 1032 and encodes 284 amino acids. Gene Ontology annotation, molecular function: protein dimerization activity. The transcript is spliced from 2 exons. Lineage: Eukaryota; Metazoa; Chordata; Actinopteri; Siluriformes; Bagridae.